Drosophila nasuta is the source of this 1873-nucleotide messenger RNA. RefSeq lists its product as uncharacterized. The record is from RefSeq and is a predicted model, not a curated record. Bases 114 to 1748 code for a protein of 544 amino acids. Lineage: Eukaryota; Metazoa; Arthropoda; Insecta; Diptera; Drosophilidae. The transcript is spliced from 2 exons.
GAAUAGUCUUUCCACAGCAACUUUCGACAGCUAACUCUACACUCCAAAUUUUGUAUAAAAUAGAAUUCAGCUCUGGACGAGAAGAGUUCUCUGGGGGUCAAGAGCGUAGCGCAAUGUCGGCUGCCAAAUGCAUUUGCAUGGGUCCAGGAUCAGCGCCGCCCUUGAGUAUGGGCAUGACAUCCAGACAAUUCUCCCAGCCGCCCUGUCCGUGUAUCAAAUGCAAGGAACGGGCACGGGAACAGCACGAAGCGCGCGUCCAAGCAAUUGCACAGAGCAAGUUGGGCAUUUGUGGCCAGAUUGCCUCAAGCGGUGCUGGUCCGGGAAUGGGAGCGGCCAAGGGAAUGGGCAUGGGACCAGUAAGCAAUUCAGGGAAGUGUGGGCGACCAGAAAUGGGACCAAGGAUGGGACCGGGAAUGGGACCGGGAAUGGGACCAGUAAUGGGAGUCGGAAAAGCACCAGGAAUGGGAUCAUGCAAGGGAAUUUCCAUGGUACCCAGCAGUAAACCCGGAACUAGAACGGGUCCGGACAUGGGCCCUAUCGUGGGAGCUUGCAAUAGACCGGGACGUGGCAUGGGACCAGGCAUGGGACCGGCAAUGGGACCUAACGGUCACACAAAUUCUGACAUGGAAGCAAUUAAUCGCAGUCCACCAAAACAAGGCUGCAGUCCUCAAAAGGUCACUAAAAAUGACGUCCAAUCCAACGAUCCUAAAUGCCAAUGUCUGGGUGCACAAUUGGACGCUGAACGUGAGGCUUCUAGCCAAGAUUCGACUGAGAGUCCAACAGGUCUUAUCUUUGGCGGUGCGGUGACGCAGCGUAAAUCGAGUAUAACCCAAGGUGGCUAUCGGCAAAUAAUAUUUCCACACUCGGGUUGCGCUGCCAAGGAUUACGAUGAAUUGGACGAUGAUGACAAUAUGCUAAUGGCAAAUGUAGAUCUAGGACGGGAUACGUUCGGUUUGCCGGUGAUACUGCAGGGUAAUGCGGGCAUCUUGAAUACGGGUGGCUUCUGUCGCGACACGAUGCUCUGCGAUGAAUUCUGUGGCAUUGGUCGCGGUUGCAGUGCCGCUUGCAAUAAAGGCUCUACAGCGGCAGCAACAGCAGCGGGUCAAAAAACGGCGGGAAUUCGUAUCUGCAGCAACGAGUACAUCAAUACUAUACUGACCUUUCUCAUGGAGGUACUGGGCAUACUGGUCUUCUUUGCCGUUUGCACCAUCACCUUUUGGAUUACGUUGGGCUAUUACAUUGUACAGUUGCUGAUCGAACUGAAGAACGCGAAUCGCAAUGUGCAUGUGGCGGUUGGCACCGUUCUCAGUUUGCUGGUCCUCGCCUUUGCCGUCACAUUGGUCACGCACAGCGAGGGUACCUGCCGACAUCGUGCCAUCGCCAUACGCAAAGGCAUCGAAUCCUCGGGCACCACCUCGACCUCCAGCUGUAGCAAGUGCAACAAAGCAGUCACAGCCGCCGCUAAAAGAGCGUGCGCUCACAAAUGCAAAACGUCUGCGAAGCCAAAACUAAAAGCCAUCACAAGCAAACCGUCGAGUGGCAAAUCCUGUGCAGCUAAACUGGGGAUGACAUCCAAGUCGAAACCCAAAGCCAAGCCUCAAAAGCCCAAGCGCGUCUAUAGCGAUUGUCAGGGUCGCGCCAUUUUCGAUAGAUCGAGACGCAAUUCGAUUCUCAUCGAGAUGAAACAACCCCCAACCUGGCUCAUCUGGUUGCGGGACAGCGCUCAUGAGUUCUUCCAUAGACAGUAAACCGUCAUCUGCACCUUUAUUUUAUUCUUCUGAUUUUGCAAUCAGUGUCAAAUUCAAAGUCGAAGCCAUGAACAGGGCAUAUUAAAUCAAGUUGUGGAGAAGUAAAGUCAACAAAAAUAUCAAAA